Molecule: messenger RNA, 2831 nt
Organism: Bubalus bubalis (water buffalo)
Lineage: Eukaryota; Metazoa; Chordata; Mammalia; Artiodactyla; Bovidae
Gene: RCC1
Product: regulator of chromosome condensation 1
Exons: 11
Coding region: 286-1554 (422 amino acids)
Cellular component (GO): cytoplasm
Molecular function (GO): guanyl-nucleotide exchange factor activity
Source: RefSeq, a predicted model, not a curated record
GCCGGGCUCUUUGUUUUCUUUUCUGGCCCGGGGUCGGGGCCGGAGGCCCGCAGAGCGCAUGCUCUGGGGCAGUUCGCGGCCGGGCCGGCGAGCGGAGGAGUUCCUUGUGGCGGACCUGCAGCGAGAUAUACCUGGAUUCCAUUCCUGGCUCUCUUUUCCGGCUGUGCCAACUUAAGCAAGUAAAUCUACUUCUCUGCACCCCAGUUCCCUCAGCUGUUAAAUAAGAGUGACAGAGCCCUCUUCAGCUUGUUGUGAGAAGUUAAAGGUUGUUAGAAGGACAAGAAGAUGCCACCCAAGCGUAUAGCUAAGAGAAGGUCUCCCCCAGAAGAUGCCCUCCCCAAAAGCAAGAAGGUGAAGGUCUCCCAUAGGUCCCACGGCACAGAACCAGGUAUGGUGCUGACACUGGGCCAGGGCGACGUGGGCCAGCUGGGGCUGGGCGAGAAUGUGAUGGAGAGGAAGAAGCCAGCCCUAGUGUCCAUUCCAGAAGACAUCGUGCAGGCUGAGGCUGGGGGCAUGCACACUGUGUGCCUAAGCAAAAGUGGCCAGGUCUACUCCUUUGGCUGCAAUGACGAGGGUGCUCUGGGAAGGGAUACGUCAGUGGAGGGCUCAGAGAUGGUCCCUGGGAAAGUGGACCUGCAAGAGAAGGUGGUACAGGUGUCAGCAGGAGACAGUCACACAGCAGCCCUCACCGAGGAUGGCCGUGUCUUCCUCUGGGGCUCCUUCCGGGACAAUAAUGGUGUGAUCGGGCUCUUGGAACCCAUGAAAAAGAGCAUGGUGCCCGUGCAGGUGCAGCUGAGCGUGCCUGUGGUGAAGGUGGCCUCAGGAAAUGACCACUUGGUGAUGCUGACAGUUGGUGGCGACCUCUAUACUUUGGGCUCCGGGGAGCAGGGCCAACUGGGCCGCGUACCUGAAUUAUUUGCUAAUCGUGGUGGCCGUCAGGGCCUUGAACGACUCCUGGUCCCCAAGUGUGUGAUGCUGAAAUCCAGGGGAAGCCGGGGCCAUGUCAGAUUCCAGGAUGCCUUCUGCGGUGCCUACUUUACCUUCGCCAUCUCCUCUGAGGGCCAUGUAUAUGGUUUUGGCCUCUCCAACUACCAUCAACUUGGAACCCAAGGCACAGAAUCCUGUUUUAUACCUCAGAACCUAACAUCCUUCAAGAACUCCACCAAGUCCUGGGUGGGCUUUUCUGGGGGCCAGCACCAUACAGUCUGCAUGGAUUCAGAAGGAAAAGCAUACAGCCUGGGCCGGGCUGAGUAUGGGCGGCUGGGCCUUGGGGAAGGUGCUGAGGAGAAGAGCGUACCCACUCUGAUCCCCAGGCUGCCCACGGUCUCCUCAGUGGCUUGUGGAGCCUCUGUGGGGUAUGCUGUGACCAAGGAUGGUCGUGUUUUCGCCUGGGGCAUGGGCACCAACUACCAACUGGGCACGGGACAGGAUGAAGAUGCCUGGAGCCCCGUGGAGAUGACAGGCAAACAGCUGGAGAACCGGGUGGUCUUAACUGUGUCCAGCGGGGGCCAGCACACAGUCUUACUAGUCAAGGACAAGGAACAGAGCUGGUGAAGCCUCUGAGGGCCUGGUUCCUGGCCCCCCUACCCUCCCUCUUGGAACAGGGAAGCCGUGACGACUGCGUGUUCCAGCAGGCCUCUCCCAGCCCCAACUACUCUGUCACCUCCUGCCUUUUCCUCAUCAGCAGAACAGAACCCUUCUCCCCUUUAUGCCCCACUCUUUUCUGGAAUCAUCCUGGGACCUACAGGAUGAGGGUGGGAUAGAUGGAAGAGAGGGGAGGGGUUUUUAUCAGAAGGAACAUUGCUCACCCCACAACAAUAUGGUCAGACCUUCCCGCUCAUCCCUACUUCCUCUGGCACUGGCUGACCCUGGUUUUGCCUCUCCAAAACCAAAACUUCCUCCCCUGCGUGUUUGGUGCCCAGAUACGCUGAGAAGUCAGGCUCCAUCAAGCCCCGCUCUAGUCCUGUGCCACUCUUCCCGUCCUUCACAGCCCACAGGCGGACACAUGGUACAGUCGUCAGACCCAGCUGUCAUGGACCUAUGCCUGGGGGAAACUGGAGAAGGGGAAGGCUACCCAGCCAUGGGCAACCCCAAGCCAAAUAUUUGGCCCUGAACAGGUGCCCAUGGGGCAAAAAGAAAAACAGGGCUCCUCUGUUUGAUCAAGAAAAAAGCCAAUCCACCUUUCUCCCAGAAGCACAAAGCAUUCUGUCCUUCAGGCCUUGUCUGCAGUCUCCCCCAUCCAUCCUGCCUCACCUGCAGCCGAGGGCCUGAAAUCUGGAAAGGCAGCUGUGCCUGCAGGGCAGGACUUGCGGGGAGAGGGGAAGGAGGGCUUUAUAAACAAACUUAAAGCAAUAUUGAGAGUGAAGGGAGGGAGGGGAAGAGGGUUGGAGGGGUAGAGGCUGGUCCCCAGAAAGGGAAACAGCAGCAUGUAGUGGCUGAAAAAACAGGAAAGGGUUUUGAUUUUCUUUUUUUUAAAUGUAAAGUAUUUUGGAGGAGAGAGUGAAAUCUUUUAACACUUUGAAUAAAUUUAGAGUUUUAUAAAACAGGCCACUUAUUUUCUACACACUCCCUGCUUUUUUAAGGGAGCACCUGCUGUGUUGGGAAGGGCAGAAUGACCCCAUGCCUGUAGACCUGGGGAAGACUAGGACUUCAGUGAUGUCAAGAAGUCCUGGUAUGUGUCAGCUGUUCAUUUUUUGUUACUUGUUGUUUUGUUUUUGUUUUUUGUAUGAAACAGUGGCUGUUCUAGACAAAUCAAAAUGAGUUGAUUGGUUUUUGUUAGGUAUUUAUGUUUCAAGAAUCACUGGAUUUUUAAAAAAUUAUAUUGUACAGUA